Molecule: messenger RNA, 2135 nt
Organism: Rubroshorea leprosula
Lineage: Eukaryota; Viridiplantae; Streptophyta; Magnoliopsida; Malvales; Dipterocarpaceae
Source: the annotation of a GenBank genome assembly
CCAAGAAAAUGAAACAAAAUAAAAGGAAAAUAGUUUGAUACUACAUUUUUAUUGUUUGUUUUUGAUCCUUCUCUGGUUAUUCCUUUUCCUUCUGUUUGGUGGGUUUCCCAAAAAGGGAAGUUGGAUUAAUGAUGGGGUUGGAGGAUGGAUUUGGCGUUUUAGACAAGGCAACCAAACAGGGUAGUAGUAGUAGUAGUAGUGAAGCUGGGGAUUUGGGUGGGGGGAAGAAGCUGCAAAGUUCUAAAUCAUUGCAGCAGAUGAUGAUGACGACGAUGAUGGGUCAUCACCGUGACAAUCUCCACCGUCCAUUUCUUGAUCCUCCACAUGAUUUUGGUUCUGGACCUUCUGGUUAUGGGGAUGGACCCACCACAUGUACCAGCAGUAGCAGCAGGCCUAAGAUCAGUAAUAUAUACGAUGUUGUUGCUACUAGUGGUUCUAGUGCUGCUGCUUCUGCUAGUGUGGGUGCAACAACUUUUGACAUUUCAGCUGCAAACUCUGAAAUUUCACACGUCACCGCCCUCAAAUCUCCAGCAGGUGGGAUGGCAGCAUCUUUGGAGUUUCCUUUUACAAGUUCUCAGUGGAAGGAACUUCAGAGACAAGCUCUGAUAUUCAAGUACAUGAUGGCCUCUUUACCUGUUCCUCCUGAUCUUCUCUUCCCUACCAUCAGGAACCCUUCUGUUGCAGCUGCUUCCCACUGUUCCCUGGGUUCUGGUUUGAAUCUGGGAUUUUCAAGCAGAGGCAUAGGGGAUCUUGAGCCAGGGAGGUGUAGGAGAACAGAUGGGAAGAAGUGGAGGUGCUCAAGAGAUGUGGCACCAGGCCAGAAAUACUGUGAGCGUCACAUGCACCGAGGACGUCCCCGUUCAAGAAAGCCUGUGGAACUUCCCAAUAAGAAGAGCCGCCAAAGCCAUACUCAAGAUCUUCCUUCGUCUCCUUCCACAUUAGUUCUUCCUAAUUCUUGCAUCACCGCCAAUGCUUCUCAAUCUCCACUUCUCGGUAGUAUUUCAGAGCCCUUUCAUCAGAUUCAAACUACAGAAUUUCCUGGUGAAUUGAGUCAGAAAUCUGCAACAUUUGGAUCCAUGGUCUCUAUCGCAUCAUACAAGGAACCCAGUCUGGACUGGAUUAUGGACAGAGAAUCUGUUUCCAUGGCUUCAUCCCACCAGCAAUUGCAACAUCUCAUACAGCAGACCAAGAUUGAACAGCCCAACAACUUCCCUCUUCUUAACCAAACUUGUAGCCAGGAACCUCUGAGUUUGAAUUCAUAUGUGGAUUUUGGAAAGGAUCAAGAAAUCAACAACUGCCAUUUGAUUCUCAACCCCGCUAUGGUUCCUAUGGGGGGAAAACCCCAUGGAAAUCCUGGAAGGAGCUUUAUUGAUGCAUGGUCUAGUGAUGGCCACAAUGCAAACCCUGGCACCAAAACAGAUGAAAAGCUCUCUCUGUCACCACUUUCUCUCUCAAUGGGAGGCAGCACCAUCAUUGAUGAUGAGAUGGUUCAUAUCCACAUGGGUUUAGGAGUGACUGACAGUGAUCAAAACCAGGAAUCUGGUGCCAAACCCCAUCUCUCAAACUGGUUAGCCCCUGCUUCUUGGACAGCUCCUACACCAGGAGGACCACUUGCGGAGGUGCUAAGGCCCAGCAAGGUGGCCCAUGCCACCACUAAAACCACUGAAACCAGCUCUAAACCAUUGUCUCCCACUGCCAAAAAUGAUGAUCCUUGUAGCCCCUCAGUGAAUGCAAUGUCUUCACCAUCUGGGGUUCUGCACAGAACCCUCGCCUCCAUGUCUGAUAGCAGUGGUAGUACCAGUCCAACACUCACCAGUUCAAGGGCAAAACCGGAGAUUAGUUUCUUGUGGUUGAGUCAAGGAAAAUCAGCAUCCUCUAAUUGAUUUCAGAAUGAGAACUACGAAGACGAUAUUUGUUUUUGUUUUCUGGUUCUUCAAAGGGUUGAUUUGGUUGUUGGACUAUGAUCUUGACUUGGCUCUGUAAUUGUGCAUUAAUUAGUAGUAGUUUUUGGGAUUUUACAGUCAUUUUAUGAACUAGAAGAGACAAAAUUUGCCUAAAUAUGUUGAUUGUGUUCACUAUUAUGUAAGAAUAUGGUAUUUUGAUUGAAAUGACCCCAAUCAAAACUUUUAUUUUCA